Molecule: messenger RNA, 4797 nt
Organism: Toxorhynchites rutilus septentrionalis
Lineage: Eukaryota; Metazoa; Arthropoda; Insecta; Diptera; Culicidae
Exons: 3
Coding region: 428-1549 (373 amino acids)
Biological process (GO): DNA integration
Molecular function (GO): nucleic acid binding; zinc ion binding
Source: RefSeq, a predicted model, not a curated record
GCAGUGUUGAAUAAAAAUACAUUUAAUUAAAUAAUAAAACGGCGUUAUUUAUUCGAAGUGUCACAGUGGCGACGAGGAGUAACAACAGCAGCGUAAAAAAAAGAGAAAACUUUGCUAUUGACGCAUCGUUACCAUCGCGAUAGUUUGAAUAGCGAGGAAAUCCCGCAGAGGCGGACGAUGAAAUCUGCAAAGGCAGAUUGAGAAAACCGCAGAGGCGGACAAAUAAACCGCAAAGGCGGAUGCUGAAAUCAGCAAAGGCAGGUUGAGGAAACCGCAGAGGCGGACAAAAAAACAAAAACAAAACCGCAGAGGCGCACGUCACUUUAGAGCAUGUAUAGACGGAAAGUCUAUAAAGAAAGACAAAGGUCAUCUGUAACUUCCAAAGGGAAAAUUUAAGCAAGUUUAACUGUGCUGUACAAAACUUUUUAUGAUGGAGAAGUGGGAUAUUCCCCAAUUUAAGUUGAAAUUGUUUCCCCAAAAUUUAGUCCGGAACGAAUGGGUCAAGUAUAAAAGAAAUAUUGACUACAUAAUCGCGGCGACAGGAGAAACUGAUCGCACACGGAUUAAGAACAUCUUUUUGGCAAAAGCUGGACCAGAAUUGCAAGAAAUCUUUACUUCCAUUCCUGGAGCAGAUGUACAGGAAGACCCCGAUAAAUCAAUCGAUCCAUUUGCAGUGGCAAUAAACAAGCUAGACGAGUAUUUUUCGCCGAAACAGCAUGAAACUUUUGAAAGAAACAUGUUUUGGACACUGAAACCAGAAACAGAGGAAACACUAGGAAAGUUUAUGCUUCGAUGUCAAACCCAAGCUGCGAAGUGCAACUUUGGUAGUAAUGCAGAAGAGAGUCGGGCUAUCAGCGUGGUUGACAAGGUGAUUCUAUACGCUCCGAGCGAUCUCAAGGAACAGCUGCUGCAAAAAGAUGUUUUGAAACUGGACGACGUUACCAAAAUUGUCAGCUCGUAUGAAUCGGUGAAACAGCAAGCGAAAUCGUUUAGUCUUCCAGGAACAAGUUUUUCUAGUGAUACCGAUUGCAUACCGUUAUCCAGUGUGAAUAAGAUUAAACACAUGACGAAUAGAGGGUGCACACGAUGCGGUCGAAGCGGCCACUUCGCAAAUGACUCUGCUUGCCCAGCAAGAUUGAAGGAAUGUAUAAAAUGUAAGCGAAUUGGACAUUUUGCCGCGCAAUGCCGAUCUCUACCUGCACUGAAGCAUAAACAGUUUCCAAAGCAAGAGUCAAAAUGGCAAAGUAAACGAUUCAAGUCACACCAAGUGAACGAGAUAGGAACAUCAGAUGACAAUGAAAGUAAAAACUUUCUGUUCAGUAUCAGCGAUGGAGGCGAGCUAAUUAGAAUCAAGCUGGGUGGAGUAGUACUGCAGGUGCUCGUGGACUCUGGGUGCAAGAAAAACAUAGUGGAUGAACAAUCUUGGAACUACAUCAAAGCGAAUUGGGCAAAGAUAUGGAACCAAACAAAGAACUGUGACGAGGUAUUUCUACCAUAUGGUGAAAAUGCGAAGCCGUUGACACUUUUGGGGAAAUGUAUCCAUAAAUGACAUUGGCAAGAUCCAUGAAACCAUAGCUACAUUUUAUGUGGUGGUCAACAGUGCUUAUUAGGCCGAGUCACUGCCACUGACUUGGGCGUCCUUUUUAUCGGUUUACCGAGUACUCAUGGAGUUAACGCAAUAAAAACCACGGGAGUUCAGCCAUUUCCCAAAAUUAAGGGUAUCCAGGUUAAAGUACCGAUCGAUGACUUUGUACAACCAGUAUGCCAACCACCAAGGCGGCCUCCCAUCGCCCUCAUGACGAAAAUUGAAGAUAAAUUGAUUUCGCUGUUGGCUAGUGAUAUCAUAGAGCGCGUUGAAGGUAGCAGUCCGUGGGUAUCUCCAUUGGUAACAGUGGUUAAAGAUAACGGGGAUCUUCGAUUAUGCGUUGACAUUCUUCUUCUUCUUCAAUGGCACUAACGUUCCUAGAGGAACUUCGCCGUCUCAACGUAGUAUUACUUGCGUCAUUUUUAUUAGUACUUAGUUGAGAUUUCUAUGCCAAAUAACACGCCUUGAAUGCAUUCUGAGUGACAAGCUCUAGAAUACGCGUGAUCACAGUGCAAGUCGGAGGAAAUUUCUUUGACGAAAAAUUCCACCGACCAGAACGGGAAUCGAACCCGAACACCCGGCAUGUUAGUUAUGACACUAACCACUCGGCCACGGGAGCACAAAAAAAUGCGUUGACAUGCGCAGAGCAAAUAUGGCCAUUGUGCGGGAACGACACAUAAUGCCAACAAUCGAAGAUUUCCUACCAAGAUUCACAUCUGCAAAGUGGUUUAGCCGGCUUGAUGUGAAAGAAGCAUUUCAUCAAGUGGAGCUUGAAAACGGAAGUCGUUACAUAACAACUUUUAUAACCCACAUGGGACUUUUUCGAUAUAAGCGUCUGAUGUACGGUAUAGCUUGUGCACCAGAGCUAUUUCAAAAAAUCCUUGAACAAAUUUUGAGCACUUUUAGCAAAAAUGUGGUUAAUUUUAUAGACGAUAUUCUGAUAUUUGCUAGCACAGAACAGGAACACGAUAGAGUACUCGACGCAGUGUUGUCAACGCUGAACAGAUAUGGAAAUCAGUUAAAUCUGUUAAAUCAGGGUAAAUGCGUGUUCAAAGUUUCGGAAUUAGAAUUCUUAGGACAUGUUAUAUCUCCUGACGGAAUCUGCCCUUCGAACAGUAAGGUUGAAUGUCUUCAAAAGUUUCGUGCUCCCAGCACCUCGGAAGAAGUUCGGAGCUUCCUGGGGUUAGUGACAUACAUUGGUCGGUUCCUACCGAAUUUGGCGACAAUAACUGCUCCACUCCGUGAACUGACUCAUUCUGGAGUCAAAUUUAUUUGGGGUGAAGAAUAACAAACAUCUUUCGAAAAGCUUAAGGAGCUGAUAGGCAAUGUGCAACACUUGCGAUUCUUCGACAACACUUUGCGGACCAGGGUUAUCGCUGAUGAUUCGCCGGUGGCGCUCGGAGCUGUUCUUUUACAGUUCAAAGGACCUACCGAUGAUGAUCCACGACCAAUUGCCUACGCCAGUAAAAGUCACACAACGACAGAGAAACGUUAUUGUCAGACCGAAAAAGUAGCUCUCGCGCUGGUCUGGGCAGUGGAGCGUUUUUCCGUAUAUCUUUUGGGGCGAAAGUUUGAAUUGGAAACCGAUCACAAACCAUUAGAAGCAAUUUUCAAACCGACGUCCAGGCCAUGCUCGCGGAUUGAACGAUGGGUGCUUAGGCUCCAGUCGUUUUCAUUUGUAGUUAAAUAUCGUAAAGGCAUCAAUAAUGUGGCGGAUCCGUUUUCAAGAUUGGUCGAGGAACAACCGCCAAAAGAGUUUGACGCUGAAAGCAAGUUUAUGGUGCUAGCAGUUCUGGAAUCAGCGGCGAUCGAUGUUCAGUUGCUUGAGGAGAUGUCUAGCGCUGACGCUACUUUGGGAGCCGUUAAGCAAUGCCUACGUACCGGAAAUUGGGAUAUACAAAAAAAAAUUGGGAUAUAAACCUUUCACUCCUUUCAAGAACGAAUUAGGAUUCAUCGGAGAUCUAGUAGUCAGAGGAAAUAAAUUAGUAGUACCAGAUUGUUUAAGACAACGCAUGCUAGAUUUGGCUCAUGAGGGCCACCCAGGUGAAUCAGUGAUGAAACGACGCCUGCGUGACCGUGUUUGGUGGCCUGGAAUGGACCGGGAUGCAGAGAAACAGGUUAAAGCAUGUGACGGAUGCAGACUGGUGAGUUUGCCUAAUAAACCAGAGUCGUCGUGAGAUGCCUUCGAAGCCAUGGAUUGAGGUGGCCGUAGAUUUUCUCGGCCCAUUACCUUGUGGAACCUAUUUACUUGUGAUUAUAGAUUACUACAGUCUACGUCUACGUCUACGUCUCCAAGGAGGUGGACUAACUGCGAAAGAAACCGUCGAAAGACUUGACCGAAUAUUUAGUCGACUCGGUUAUCCACAAACAAUCACUUUAGAUAACGCGAAGCAAUUUGUUGGAACUGAAUUAGAUGAGUACACCAAAAUUAAAGGAAUUACCCUCAGACACUCAACUCCAUAUUGGCCACAAGAAAAUGGAUUGGUUGAGCGUCAAAAUCGCUCCCUAUUGAAACGCCUUCAGAUCUGUCAUGCUCCCAGCAGGGAUUGGCGGCGGGAUCUCCGUGAAUAUUUGCUGAUGUACUACACCACGCCGCAUUCGAUCACGGGAAAAACUCCGACGGAACUGCUAUAUGGUAGAACCAUUAGAUCCAAAAUACCCACGCUGGAUGAUAUCGAGACAAUGCCCAUCAGCAGUGAAGCUCGUGACAGGGAUCUGGUUUUGAAGGAUAUAGGAAAACAAUCAGAAGACAUGCGGCGCCAUGCUAGGAAAUAUUCACUCGCAACAGGCGAUACUGUGCUUAUGCAGAACCUUUUGCCUGGUAAUAAGUUAUCAACGACGUUCAAUCCAAAGGAGUACGUUGUGAUGCAUCGCUCUGGACCGCGUGUUACCAUUGAAGAUCCAGCGACUGGCAAGUCGUACGAUCGCAAUAUUGCUCAUCUGAAAAAGGUGUCUGAGAAUGCGGAAGGAUUAACGGAAACGAAUCCAACAUCUGAGGAAGUCAACGAGAAUCACAAUGAUCCAUCACCCGAGUUUUUGCCAGAAUCUUCCAAUUCAGAAGGUGAAUUCAAUGGGUUUAACAUCGGGUUGAAUCAAUAUGAUGAGUCUAAUUCACUUCCUAAAAAACAACAGCGACGUGCUACGAAGAAGCCUUCUAGAUUUGCAGAUUACGUACCGUAAUAUACAUUUAUAAAAAAAGGGGAGAUGUGGUA